AUGCCUGGCUUCAAGCCAUGUGGAACUCCCGACGACCAAAGCUGUUGGCUGCGUAACGCCCAAACAGGCCAGGAAUACAACAUCACGACUGAAUAUGAGAGUGCUUCCCCUAAAGGCAUCACACGCGUAUACUAUCUCGACGUUACGGACGACACUAUUAACACCAACGGACUGGCAUUCGGUGAAGCCAAAGUCUUCAAUAACUCCUGGCCUGGUCCGCUUAUUGAAGCCUGCUGGGGAGAUACCGUAGAAAUCCACGUGCGCAACUCUCUUGCUUACAACGGAACUAGUAUCCACUGGCAUGGCAUCCGGCAGUGGGAGACCAUGCACAUGGACGGUGUGAAUGGCCUCACGCAGUGCCCCAUUGCCCCUCGCCCCGAUCAUUACUCCGUGCAAUAUGCCGAUGGAACACAAGCCCCUAUCACAAUCCAUGGCCCAACCUCUUACCCGUACGACGUUGCUAUUGAACCAAUUACGGUCACUGAUUGGGCGAAUAACAGUGCAUUCCAAUUCAUCUUUCCACACGCCAAGCCAGAUACUCAGGAUAUUCUCUUGGGUGGAUACGGCAACAUAACUCGGUUUUCGGGCGGCAAAAUUCAAAACGACGAAGAGAUUCCACGUGGCUUUGAGAUUACGUUUGAUGACGCGGAUCCCAACCCAGCGACCAGGGCAAAGCGAUAUCUCCUUCGUUUGAUCAACACCGCCUUCGACAAUACUUUCGUCUUUUCAAUCGAUAACCACAACUUAAUAGUGGUUGAGGCCGACUUCGUUCCCGUUGAAAACUUCACCGUCACCUCAAUUCCCAUCGCGAUCGGCCAGAGAUAUAAUGUCAUUGUCGAGGCAGCACCAGUGGUCAACAGCUCGUACCCCUCGUCCAACCCUCUUCCAAAGGACGGCAACUUCUAG
This is a messenger RNA of Colletotrichum aenigma, 906 nucleotides long. Its product is annotated as Laccase. The coding region runs from base 1 to 906 and encodes 301 amino acids. The transcript has 4 exons. NCBI's taxonomy places the organism in Eukaryota, Fungi, Ascomycota, Sordariomycetes, Glomerellales, Glomerellaceae. Gene Ontology annotation, molecular function: oxidoreductase activity; copper ion binding. The record is from RefSeq and is a predicted model, not a curated record.